Messenger RNA from Vigna angularis (adzuki bean), 3176 nucleotides. RefSeq lists its product as uncharacterized. The record is from RefSeq and is a predicted model, not a curated record. Gene Ontology annotation, biological process: proteolysis. Gene Ontology annotation, molecular function: aspartic-type endopeptidase activity. Lineage: Eukaryota; Viridiplantae; Streptophyta; Magnoliopsida; Fabales; Fabaceae. The coding region runs from base 919 to 3165 and encodes 748 amino acids. The transcript has a single exon.
AAAGUCCAUUCCAAGGCUAAUUAUAAUUAAUUAACCAUUGCACCAUGGAAUUUUUAAAUUUGACCAAUAAAUUGACCUGUGCUAUCUGAUGUGAAUAUGAAGUCAAGCCUAGGCCAGAAGUAUUCUUUUUGAUUGACAAUUUCAAUUUGAAUGCUCUGGUACGUUUGCUUUCAGCAGUCUGGUUAGUCCACAUUUUAAGGAGGCAUUGUUCAAAUCGAAGUGGUCUAAAGCAAGGCUUGUUUGUUGUAUAAGUUGACAUAAGGGAUUUUUCCAUGUUCCUUGUCUUACACCUAGAAAUUCAUUCUUCCUUGACACUUACUUUUUGUUCCUCAGUGUGUUGGGAAGGAAUUUUUCUUUUGAUUUUGUACUUGAAUUAUAUAAGGAGCUUAGGCAUAAGAAAAUUCUUGACACGUGUGCAUAUAAUAUGAAUCAGCUGUUGUAUGCUGAUGCAAAAUAUAAGCUUGUUCUGACCAUGUGGCUUUUAGAUUUGGUAUGAUUCUGUUAGACAAUUAAAAGUGUAUGUGAGGAGGAAUAAAAGGGGAGAAAGUUAGUGGCGGGUAGAGGGGGAAAUCUGUUAGAGGAGAGAUGGUUAGUUUGUUAGAAGAGAGAGAGAGAAUAUAAAUAACAAACAAAUUUGAGAGAGAGGGGAGGAUUUUGGGUAUUGAGACUGGACCUCUUGGCCAGUGGAGGAAGGGAGGCUUCCUUGGGAGAGAUAGUAUACUUGUAUUUCCUUUUUCUACACAUUACAUCAGAAAUAGAAAUACAUAUUCAUAUCUAUUCAUCCAUACUUGCUUACUGUUGAGUGUGUGGGUGAGUUUGAAAUUGCUGUUCGGCUCCUUGAGCAAAGGAACCUAACAGAUUUGGUCCGACCUGUCGGAUCUGCUCGGAGGGAAGAGGAGUGAGCUAUAUCAGAGAAGAAUGGAGGGACGAAUGGGGGCUAUGGAAUCGACGGUGGAAGAGUUGAAGGCAGAAAUGCGAGCAAUGACUCUCGAGUUUCGGCGAGCCUUAGGACGACGCUCUGGAAAUCGAGAUAGGAGUUCUGAAGGGAGUCGUAAUUCUGUCAAUGGUGAUCGAGAACGAAGGUCAGCGGAGAGCACUGAUGAGGAAUCGGAGGAUGACCGAGGCGAAGUACAACGUAGCUGGAUGAAGCGCGUUGAGCUCCCAACUUUUGAAGGUACUGAUCCUACUGGGUGGAUAGAGAAGGCUGAGAAGUUUUUUGACAUCCAGGGAGUAACGGAGAAAGAGAAGAUGAAGUUAGUGUAUAUUUGUAUGGACGGAGGCGCUAAUUACUGGUUUCGCUUCUGGCGGAAGAAAACCCGACACCCAACGUGGAAGUCAUUUAAGGAGGCAUUGACGCGGAGGUUCGGAGGACGGAAUCGAGGAACUGUUUUUGAGAAGUUGGCCGCUGUGCGACAGCGAGGGGGCGUACAUGAGUAUAUCCAAGGGUUCGAAGUACUCGUGGCGCAGGCAACCGGAGUAAUUGAAGAUCAAUUACUGGGGUAUUUCUUUGCAGGUUUGCAAGAGGGAUUACGUAACGCUGUGAGACCGCAUGUCCCACGCGACUUGUUGACGGCGAUGGAGCAAGCUCGGGACGUCGAACAAGUGGGGAUGACAUCGCGGGGGAGUAGUGGAGCUGGAGGAAAAGGAGGGGUGACGUGGGGGAGAUACUCCGCGAGUUCAGGGACAGUGGCGAGGACGAAAACUUUUCGUGGGCCGUCGGAAGGGUCGGUGAAUGGUAGCGGAGGGCUAGGGAUAAAGAAGGACGUUAGUGCGAAUACCAUGAUUUCAAAGGCUGGUAGUAGUGGAGGAGGAAACGCAGGACGAGGCGUCAGGACUUUACCAUACCCAGAAUACAUUAAGCGGCGUGAAGAAGGACGUUGCUUCCACUGCGGCGGACCCUACAGCUCGGGCCAUCGCUGUGCGGAACGGAGCAUGCGGGUCAUGAUUUUGGCGGAGGAGGAUGAAGAGGAAGAGGCGGAGGAGAAUGUCGUGGUAGAACAGAUGACGAUGGAGUUGUCGGGAUUGUCCGCCGGUGGACUCUCACAAUCUAACACGAUGAAGCUGCAAGGUUGGGUGCAAGGGAAGAAAGUUCUGGUGCUAAUCGAUAGUGGAGCUACCCAUAGUUUUAUAUCUACCAAAUUGGUGAAAGAGUUGGGUCUGGAGUGCACCGACACACGCCCUUAUAAAGUAUGUUUAGGGGAUGGACAAAAGAAAGUGACCAACGGGUAUUGCACAGGAGUCCCUGUGUUAUUAGAAGGCUUAGAAGUUAGAGAUAAAUUUUAUCUCUUUGAAUUAGGCGGUGUGGACGUAAUACUGGGAAUUACGUGGUUAGCAUCCCUGGGAGAGAUAAAGGUGGAUUGGGGACAACUCAUCAUGAAGGUGGCGCAUGGAGGGGAAGAAGUGGAGAUAAAGGGUGAUCCAGCCUUGACACGUAGGCUGGUGACUCCAGAAGCACUUAUUAAAGAAAAAGGGAUUGAAAUUAUGACCUUAGUGUGGAGUUUAAGCCAAACAGAAUUGAUGGAUGAGGAGAUAGAAAAGAGUGGCUUAACGCAGGAUGAGGAGGUAGAAUUGGCACAAAUUCUGAGUGAUUUUGAAGGGAUAUUCAGGGAUCCCCAAGGACUACCACCCGAGAGGAGAGUUGAUCACAGAAUUCCCUUGAAAGAGGGCAGUGAACACGUUAAUGUGAGGCCAUAUAGGUACCCCCAUGGCAUGAAAACAGAGAUAGAGCGUCAGGUGGAGGAGAUGCUGAAUUUGGGCAUUAUUAGACCCAGUAACAUCCCUUAUUCUAGUCCUGUAAUAUUGGUAAAAAAGAAGGAUGGAAGUUGGAGGUUUUGUGUGGAUUAUAGGGCAUUGAACAGAGUAACAGUGGCUGAUAAAUACCCUAUUCCAGUCAUUGAGGAGCUGCUGGAUGAACUUCAAGGAGCAUCAUAUUUUUCAAAAGUUGAUUUGAAGGCUGGGUAUCAUCAGAUAAGAAUGAAGAGUGAAGACAUUCCAAAAACUGCUUUUCGGACACAUCAAGGGCAUUAUGAAUUCCUUGUGAUGCCCUUUGGGCUAACAAAUGCCCCAGCUACAUUCCAAGACAUGAUGAAUUCAGUAUUAAGGCCGCUGUUGAGGAGGUUCGUGUUAGUAUUUUUUGACGAUAUACUCGUCUAUAGCAAGACUUAGGAGGACCACUC